Talaromyces stipitatus ATCC 10500 is the source of this 591-nucleotide messenger RNA. RefSeq lists its product as uncharacterized. The transcript is spliced from 2 exons. Lineage: Eukaryota; Fungi; Ascomycota; Eurotiomycetes; Eurotiales; Trichocomaceae. Bases 1 to 591 code for a protein of 196 amino acids. The record is from RefSeq and is a predicted model, not a curated record.
AUGCCUGUAGGACGCCCACCCAGUCAAAUUGAUCAAUAUAAACAGGAGAUAUCUACUAGCUUUCAGAAUGGCCAGAGCAUAUCAAAUAUUACAAAGAUGCUAUCUGAUGAAUAUCAGAUCACUAUUCAUCCCGAGACAAUUCGACGGCGUCUUAAACAAUGGGGUGUUUCACGUACGAAUCCUGGCCCUAGAGAGUUAGAGGAUAAGAUUAAGGAACUGUAUUUCAAACAGGGUUUACGUAACAAGGAAAUCAUACGUGCGCUAGAAAGGGAUGGUAUAAAAAUAUCCCAAUCCACCCUUACAACAAUUCAGCUCCGGAUUGGGCUUCAGCGACAGGUUAUCAAGCUAGAAGAUAUUCAACAUACAGAUGAUAUUGUCAGGGAAGCAGAACUCGAUCCGGAUGGGGUUCAGCAUCGGAAAAAUGAUUUCUACUGGCGACGAGGUGAAUAUGUAGUUCCUAGCCCAAAUUAUAUCUGGUCUAUGGACGGCCAUGAUAAGUUGGCCUUUUGGGGAAUUCAAAUUUAUGCUGCGAUCGAUGCUUUCUCUCAAUAUGUUACUUGGUGCUAUGUUAAGAUUAGCAACCGCACUUAA